This is a messenger RNA of Aegilops tauschii subsp. strangulata, 1535 nucleotides long. RefSeq names its product protein ELF4-LIKE 4. Gene Ontology annotation, biological process: positive regulation of circadian rhythm; entrainment of circadian clock. The record is from RefSeq and is a predicted model, not a curated record. Lineage: Eukaryota; Viridiplantae; Streptophyta; Magnoliopsida; Poales; Poaceae.
CAUCCCUGGACUUGUCGUCUCAUCAGGGAUUGCAAUCUCUGUUUUGGCUGCUUGGUAGUUCUUGAGGCGAUUUGUUGCCUUGUUUGGGGCAAUAAAAUCCAGCUUGUUCUUCUUCUUUAUCGUUCGGUGCUGCUGCUUUCAGUUCCCACUCUUGGCAUUAUUCUGCCCACGGGAGGGAGGGCCCCUCCUGGCAAAGAUUGGAUUAUGGGUUGAUUAGUACUCCAUAUAUUUAUGCAGCUCAUCAGGGAGUCUCUUGUUUUGGUGCAUGCAAAUGUGGGCAGAAAGCGGAAGGGACCAAGCAGUAGGCAGCCCCCUCUAUAUAUUUAUGCGAUUGGGGCCAGCUUUUGGUCAUUGGGAAAGGCUUGCUUGUCCUCCCAUCUCUUCUUCUCUCCCUCUCUCUCUCUCUCUCCUUGUGUGUGUGUUUUUUCCUGGGAGAAGAAAGAGGGACAGAGAGAGGAAUAAAAAGGUGGGCAAGGACAUGGAGAUGGCCAUGAUUUCACCUCAGGCCCUUCCUCUCUCCCCAAACACUUCCCGAUAGAUUCCAUCCCCUCUCUAUCAUCCUGGGUUUCCUCCCACCUUUUUCUCAUCUUAAUUGCAAAGGUUUCUGCGGGAUAACAUUUGUUUUGCCAUUCUAGAUGAUAGAGCCAGCCGGCCGGCUCCCCUGAUGCUUGGAUUUUAUUUUCUAGGAGGAAAUUCAGAGGGGACACUCUAGCUAGCUCUGGUGAAGAAGAAUCAACAAGAGUGAGUUUGGAGAGGGAGAAAGGGAUGGAAGGCGAGAGCUUCUCGGGGAUGGGCAAUGGAGGCGGCGGCGGCGGCGGCGGCGGAGGGGGGCACCACCAGGUGGUGGACGGGAAGCUGAUCCAGACGUUCCACAAGAGCUUCGUACAGGUGCAGAGCAUCCUGGACCAGAACCGGAUGCUCAUCUCCGAGAUCAACCAGAACCACGAGUCCCGGGCGCCGGACAGCCUCACCCGCAACGUCGGCCUCAUCCGGGAGCUCAACAACAACAUCCGCCGCGUCGUCGGCCUCUACGCCGACCUCUCUGCCUCCUUCGCGCACCGUGGCGCCGCCAUGGACGGCGGCUCCUCGGAGGGCGACUCCUCGGGCACGCUGCGCUCCUCCGAUGCCGCCGGCCGCGCCGCCGCCGCCGGACAGAAGCGCGUCCGGCCCGGCUAGCUUGGCCCGACCGGAUGGUACUUGGCAUCGCCAUGGAUGCUGUGUAGCAGCUAGCGAGGAAGGAUGUGAGUUACUGAUGAGAUGUUUGCUACUCCUACUUACUACUAGUACUAGGCUAGUUCUUCCUUGCUUAACUUCUUGCCGUGCUUCUUCUUCUUCUUUGCCGCAAAGUGCUUCUUCAACCCUGAUGGUGAGAAAAAAAAAUAACUUUUCUGUACAAGUCCAUGUGACGAUGAGCAAAAAACACCAGUUCUUGAUAAUCUGCAGCCUUACUACAUGUAGAAUCUAGUCACCUGGCUGAUCUCAGGUAUGCCAGCCAGGUAUACAGUUAAUCUGAGAGAUCUGGGAGUUCUUGAGUA